AUGGCCGAGUUGGAUUCGCAAUCUCAAGUUGAAAAAUCUCAACAAGAAUCAAAAGAUUGGCAUGAAAUCCUGGUCGAAUUCUUUUCAAAAAUCGGAAUGUUAGAAACCAAUCAAACAUUCAAACUGGAAUUAAUCGUCUUUUCGUCUAGUUGCGAAAAACAAUUACCGACGCACAUUGAAUGGUUAUCACAGGAAUUGACAUCUUGGAGAUCAAGAAACAAACUCAAUAAUUUGUCACCAUCCACAAAAAGAAAAAAGGGACCAGAUGAUGAAUCUUCAUAUGACGAAAGCCCAGCCAAGAAAAUUCAGAAAUUGAUUAGCCCACAGAUAGUCCAGAUCAAAGCAACAAAUUUAGAGAUCGAACAGAGAAUCGAUACAUUUGUCCGACUUAAGAAAUCGGAAAUAAAUGAUAGUAAUCGAGCAGAAUUUUUGAAGAAAUCUAAUAAUUAUGAUAGUCCUGAAGACGUUUUAUCAUGCGCUCGAUCAGACGCAGCGGAGAUCAACCGAAACAUUCAAAUGAAAUUUGAUGUAGUAAAUAAUGAUGAUGGUCCUUUAGCUCGUUCAACAUUUUCUUCAAGCCAAAGGAAUGACCGAGUAAAGAGGCACUUGAUCGAGCUGCCUUCCGGUGUUGAAGAAAGAUUGCAAAACAUAGAAAAACAUUUGGCUAUAAAUAUUAUUGCGCCCGUACCUCUUGAUGUUUAUGAAAGAAUUAAAAUACUAGAAGCUAAAAUAAUUCAGCUUGAAAGAGACUAUCCACCAUGGGCAGCUGUUCAUUUUAAUCAACCCAACCGUCAGUUUCCUCCGCCUCCACCUGUGACAACGAUUAUCCGAAACCCAAGUAAUGAGAUAAUAAACAACGCAACAAAAUUGCCUUCUGGAAGUCACACACUCGUAUCAACGAAAAAUGUCCAAUUAGUUCCUAAUUCAGUGGUUGAUGGAAAGCAGAUGUUCUCUUCCCUUUCCACACAACAAAAUCACAAAUUCUCGCGCACGCCACGUCCAAUUAAGCCUAAAGGUCGAGGACACGGCAAUUCUUCGUUAACGCGUUCGAUAAUGGAGCAUUUGAAAAUGAAUCGUGUCGCGAACGACAACAUAUCGAUAUCAGCGAAAGUUACAUAUGAAUCAACGGAAUCACCUCAGCAAACAUCAAACGCGCAACCGCAGACUCAAGCCAAAACGAAGGAUGUGCAAACAUCAACUCAAGAAGUAAUGUCGAUCGAAGAAGAUCAUAGAAUUUCUCAAAGUGGUAACAAUGUACUAGUAAAUGAAAUUAAUAUUGAGGAUGCUGAUAUCGUUAUAUCAAAUGGAGUAAAUAGCUCUCAUGACAUAGGAAAUCCUUCAGGAAUAAAUAAAGAAACAAACAUUUAA
Acaulospora morrowiae is the source of this 1368-nucleotide messenger RNA. The record is from the annotation of a GenBank genome assembly. NCBI's taxonomy places the organism in Eukaryota, Fungi, Glomeromycota, Glomeromycetes, Diversisporales, Acaulosporaceae.